AUGGGCAUCUCCAAGAAGAGGUCCUCCUCGGUGGAGAAGGUCACGACCACCACCGUGACGGAGAAGGUGCUGAUCACGCGAAAGCACUGUUUGAGUGAGCAUUCCAUUUGGGUGAAGGAUUGGGUGCACCGCGGGCUGCUUGAGGCUUACAAAGAUGGCUGGCUCCUGACAAUGGCUGCCGACGAGGCUUACAAGGUCAUCCAAUCUCAUCCCAACUCGCUGGUCGAGGCCACGCUACAAGCUCGAUAUUUCGUGGAUGCGCUGAACUUGUCCUACGAGGAGUCGCAUUUCGUCACCGACCUUCCCUUCUCUUUCCAACCCAGUGAUGACAUGGAUUUGCCAAAGAAUUCCGUGUCGUUGCGCUUUUUUGGUGCCUGGAAAGAGAACCUCGGCAGCGUGAAUCCGGCAGAAGAAGCAUUUGCUGCUGCCUGA
This is a messenger RNA of Symbiodinium sp. CCMP2592, 432 nucleotides long. Lineage: Eukaryota; Dinophyceae; Suessiales; Symbiodiniaceae. The record is from the annotation of a GenBank genome assembly.